AUGUACACCGUGUUCACGCCAGGAGGCAGGGACGCGUUGGGAAUCGAGAGGGGAUCUCAGAUCCUGGCGAUAUUCGACACGACCGGCCACGGCGUCGUUUUCGACGAGGACUGCGCGCCGAGGCUGUCCUACAACCAGACCGGAGGAAUUUUUACGGACAGUCCCGCGGGCCUGCCCCUCGUUUGGACUUGGAGCACCAAGCCGGACGAGUCGAUACUCGAGGCCGUGUACACGGAAAGAUCGGCCAGAGCCUUGCAAACGGAAUUCUUUCCCGAAUCGGCGAAAAGUUCCGGAAACGUUAAGACACCGAUAUCGCCGUCCAGCCCGGGAAACAAGAGAAAGAAGGUCGCGGAGGUGCAGAAACCUGUUGUCGAGGAACGACAAGAAGAGGUCGGCAGCAAAUCAAAGAGAGACUUUCCCGAAAAAGACAUCUUUUACAUAAGGAUAAUCUGCAUGAAACUGAACGAAUUUCUCGGCUUGCGAAUUAUCGAUCGGAGGAACAUCUCGUUGCGAUUUUCUGCCAAAAAUAAAAGUAUCAGAAUAGAAUUGGGUACAAUUUUGGACUUCGAUAGAGAAGCAUCGUCUUGUAUGAUUGAGGCGAGCGAUUGGAAAAGUGACAUGCUAAAACAUUUUCUCGUUUCCAGGUGCAGAUUCCAGGAUAAACUGUCCACGAGACUGGAAUCCGACAGCAGUCUGUAUGAUUUAGCCAAAGAGUACCGAAAAGUGAGAAAGCUUGCGAAACAACGUAAAAGUAUGAUCGCCAAGUGCAAACCAUUUUCCAGCAAGUCAAGCACCUUCGCGACAUAAAUCGCACGCGAAAAUUUAAUGAUAUCGCGAAAGAAAUAAAUGUUCAAGUUACGUGAUUGAGAGAAUAUAAGAGACGGAACCAUUAAAAUUUCCUCCAGUCUCGCAUAGUUGAAACACAUAUAAAGGACAUGUAAAGGUAGUGAUUGAAGAGAAAAGGAGCAACGCUGAUUUAUAUAAAU
Molecule: messenger RNA, 986 nt
Organism: Dinoponera quadriceps
Lineage: Eukaryota; Metazoa; Arthropoda; Insecta; Hymenoptera; Formicidae
Exons: 7
Coding region: 1-807 (268 amino acids)
Source: RefSeq, a predicted model, not a curated record